AUGUUCCGCAUUCAAGCCCACCAACAUAUCUCUACAUUUCGUCACAUGGUAGCUUCAUACUCAAAAGUACAGAAGCCUUUAGAAGAUGUGAGACACACCAAGCUAUUCAUAAACAAUGAAUGGCAUAAUGCAGUCAGUGGGAGGACAUUUCCAACUGUGGAUCCAUCUACUGGAGAAAUAAUUGCUCAUGUGGCUGAAGCAGAUAAGACUGAUGUUGACCUAGCAGUACAAGCUGCAAAACAAGCCUUUAGACUAGGAUCUCCAUGGCGUAAUAUGGACGCAUCACAUAGAGGUCAGCUUCUAAAUCGCCUCGCAGACCUAAUAGAAAGGGAUAGGGUCUACUUGGCCUCUCUUGAAUCACUGGACAACGGUAAACCUUUUUCAGUGUCUUAUAAUUUAGAUGUUGGUGAAACGAUCAAGAUUUAUCGAUAUUUUGGAGGAUUUGCUGACAAAUGUCAUGGAAAAAACGAUUCCCAUGGAUGGAAGUUAUUUUUGCUAUACCAGACAUGAACCUGUUGGUGUAUGUGGUCAAAUUAUUCCCUGGAAUUUCCCAUUAAUAAUGCAGUGCUGGAAACUAGCACCAGCACUAGCCACUGGAAACACAGUUGUCAUGAAAGUUGCUGAGCAGACGCCUCUCUCUGCUUUAUAUGUUGCAUCUUUGAUUAAGGAAGCUGGAUUUCCACCCGGGGUGGUGAACAUAUUAACGGGUUAUGGGCCUACUGCAGGUGCAGCAAUAGCAAGACACAUGGAUGUUGAUAAAGUAGCAUUUACUGGUUCUACAAAUGUUGGCCGGCAAAUUCAGCAAGCAGCCGGUGAGUCAAACCUUAAACGAGUUACAUUGGAACUUGGUGGCAAAAGUCCUUGUAUUGUCCUGGCAGAUGCAAACUUAGAACAAGCAGUAGAACAAUGCCACGAAGCUGUGUUUUUCAACAUGGGUCAGUGCUGUGCUGCUGGUUCUAGAACCUAUGUUGAAGAAUCAAUAUACAAUAAAUUCUUAGAAAAAGCUGUUGAGAAGGCAAAAGCAAGAAAGAUUGGAAAUCCUUUUGAAUCAGAUACAGAGCACGGCCCACAAAUAAAUAAGAUCCAGUUUAAUAAAAUUCUUGACUAUAUUAAAAUUGGAAAACAAGAAGGUGCUAAACUUGUGAGUGGUGGUGAGAAAUGCGGAGAUCAAGGAUUUUUUCAUCAAGCCAACUGUUUUUUUGCUGAUGUUAAUGACAGCAUGAGGAUUGCAAAAGAAGAAAUAUUUGGCCCUGUACAAUCAAUACUUAGAUUUAAGAAAAUAGAUGAAGUCAUUGAGAGAGCAAAUAAUUCAAGGUAUGGACUAGCUGCAGGUGUAUUCACAAAAGACUUAGACAGAGCAAUGUAUUUAACACAGGCAUUACAAGCCGGUACUGUCUGGGUCAACACUUAUAAUAUUGUUGCUUCCCAGACACCAUUUGGGGGCUAUAAAGAAUCUGGAAAUGGAAGAGAGUUUAGGGGAAGAUGGCCUGAAAGCUUAUACAGAAGUAAAAAGUAUCAUAGUAAAUAUUUCCCAAAAGAACUCAUA
Staurois parvus is the source of this 1546-nucleotide messenger RNA. NCBI's taxonomy places the organism in Eukaryota, Metazoa, Chordata, Amphibia, Anura, Ranidae. The record is from the annotation of a GenBank genome assembly.